AUGCGAACUAAACUGCCAAUCACAAACAAUUCUCAAGUACCUUCUUUGAUAAAGGGACAAGAACUAUCUAAAUAUCUUGAUGGAUUAAUGAUGGCAGUGAAGACGUUCGUACUUCACCUUCGAGCAUUAUGGAACGAGAUGAUAGGAUUAACUUUGAUUUAUCGCAAUGAACUGAUUGCUGAAGCACUUUUGAAUACUCUGAAAAGAUAUUCAAGGGUUAAACACAAAUCUAUAUUGAAACUAAACUCGAUUUAUUCCCUGAGGCUCUGA
Molecule: messenger RNA, 270 nt
Organism: Clunio marinus
Lineage: Eukaryota; Metazoa; Arthropoda; Insecta; Diptera; Chironomidae
Source: the annotation of a GenBank genome assembly